ACAUUACUUACAAACUUUUUUUUUAUUACAGUUGAUAUUUCACCCACAGGAGAAUGGAUACCACCAGACGGUGGUUGGGGUUGGCUUGUCCUAUUGGCCGCCGUAAUGGUAAACGUUCUGAUACCAGGAACAAUAAAAUCAUUUGGGGUUUUAUUCGUUGAAUUUUUGAGCGUGUUUGAAAGCGGAUCAGCUAUGGCUGCGUGGAUUCCAGCACUUUGCUACUUUCUUUACAGUUCGCUAGGUCCUCUGUCGAGUAUAUUAUCUGUUAAGUACUCAUAUCGUACAGUCACCUUGAUUGGUGGAACAUUUGCUGCUGUAGGAAUGAUGCUCAGUUUUUUUGCUGAUUCUAUAGUAUUUCUUUGUAUCAGUUACGGAGUAUUUUUGGGUAUUGGUGCUGGUCUAGCGUUUCCACCAACAGUUUACAUUGUUACGUCGUAUUUUUUGCGGCUACGAGGAUUCGCAAAUGGUCUUUGUAUAUCAGGAAGUGCUUUGGGAUCAAUAUUUUUACCACCAGUAUUAAAUUAUCUACUACAAGAAUUCGGAUAUAGAGGUGCAGUUCUAAUCAUGGGUGGUGUAUUAUUACACGUGUGGGCCGCAGCAUUGCUAUAUGAACCCGUAGAAAAGCACAUGAAAUUUGUACCAUUGCCAGUAGAAAAAUUAACAGAUAAACAAGUUGCUGAAGAAGAGGAAGAAGAAGAGACUGAAGAAACAGAUCAGUUAAAUCAUAAUGAAAAUUGCAAAAAUUCUCUUCUCAUUAUUCCAACAAUAAAAACGGAAAAACCUCCUGCAGUUAACAAUACUAAUAACAGUCUAUCGCCAAAACCUAAAGCCGUACCAAAAAGUGCAUCAAGCGUUGCAUUAGAAAACUAUAAAAAUACUCCUGUACAAAAUAGAACACGUAAAAUAAGCAUGCCAACAAAUCGUGAAAUAACAUCACAAAUGCACAGUACUCCAGCAUUACAUGCUGUACCAGAACGCAGCAGCUCAACAGUACGUCGUAAAUCAACACUACGUUCACCAAGUAUUUCAUCAUUCAAUUACAUAAGUACGCCUUAUCACGGCAGUACAUUAUCAGCACUGCAACCGGAGUACGCGUCAAACUUAACGUUAAACGCUAUUUCAAGUACAUUCCGGAAAUCACCUGAAAAAACAAUCAAACCCGCUAACAACGCCAACAAUUCAACUGAUAACGCAAAAACAAAAUUUUUUGACUUGUCUCUUCUUAAAGAUCCAAUUUAUCUCGUUAUUUUAAUUUCAAAUUCAACGAAUGCGGUCAGUUACACAAAUUUCAUUAUUUUACUCCCAGUAUAUGCGAUUUCACUGGGUUACGAUAGAAACCGUGCAAUUGCACUGUUAUCGCUGAAUUCAGCGUUCGAUCUAAUAGGUCGGAUUGGUGGAUCAGCACUUUCAGAUACUAAAAUUAUGCCCAAACAUUGGUACUUUGUUGGUGGAUUACUAGUAUCUGGUGUAGCGUUAACACUAAUGCCAACAUCGACUUCUUACACAAUGUUAGCAAGUUACUGUAGUAUUUUUGGGCUAGCGUCAGGUAUUUACGUUGGAGUCACUGCUGUCAUAAUGGCGGACAUGUUGGGAACUGAAAAACUAACAUCUUCAUAUGGUAUUUCUUUGUUCGUCAACGGUAUUAUACAACUCGUUGGACCGCCAAUUUGCGGAACGAUAUUUGAACAUAUCGGUAGUUAUGGACCAAUAUUCAGUAGCUUAGGUAUUGUUUUAAUUGCCGGCGCGUCUUUGUGGGGCUGUGUGCCAUUUAUUAGAAGACGACAAAAAGCUGGAAAUUUAAAAGCACAAGCUAGUAAAGUUUAA
This is a messenger RNA of Cotesia congregata, 1824 nucleotides long. The record is from the annotation of a GenBank genome assembly. NCBI's taxonomy places the organism in Eukaryota, Metazoa, Arthropoda, Insecta, Hymenoptera, Braconidae.